Cricetulus griseus (Chinese hamster) is the source of this 1005-nucleotide messenger RNA. The record is from RefSeq and is a predicted model, not a curated record. Lineage: Eukaryota; Metazoa; Chordata; Mammalia; Rodentia; Cricetidae.
AUGACUCCCGCUGUCUUCCUGACCAUCCUGUGCUUUGGAGUGGCCUUAGCGGCUCCAGUACUUGAUUCCAGUUUGGAUGCUGAAUGGCAACAGUGGAAGAAGAAAUAUGAAAAAUCAUACAGCCAGGAAGAAGAAGUAUGGAAGAGAGCAGUAUGGGAAAAAAACAUGCAGAUGAUAAGAACUCACAAUGGUGAGGAUGGCCAGGGAAAGCAUGGUUUCACUGUGGAAAUGAAUGCCUUUGGUGACAUGACUGGUGAAGAAUACAGAACAUUUCUGACUGAUAUCCCAGUUCCAGCUGCUGUGAAGGUGAAAAGUGUCCAAAAUCCCCUACUUAAUGACUUGCCCAAAUCUGAGGAUUGGACAAAGAAAGGCUUUGUGACUCCUGUUCGGAAACAGGGUCAGUGCGGUUCAUGCUGGGCUUUUGCUGCAAUUGGUGCCAUAGAAGGACAGAUGUUCUGGAGAACUGGCAAUCUGACCACUCUAAGUGUGCAGAACCUACUGGAUUGUUCUAAACCUCAAGGCAAUAAUGGGUGUGUUCGGGGUGAUGCAUAUAGCGCCUACCAGUAUGUUUUGCACAAUGGAGGUCUGGAGGCUGAAGAAACCUACCCAUAUGAGGCAAAAGAUGGACCGUGCAGGUACAACCCUAAUAACUCUAGAGCUUAUAUCACAGAAGUUGUGUCCCUGCCAGCACACGAGGAUUACCUGCUGGUUGCUGUGUCAAUGAUUGGCCCUGUCGCUGCUGCCAUUGAUGCUUCCCACGAUUCUUUCAGGUUCUACAGGGGAGGUAUUUAUCAUGAGCCAAAUUGCAGCAGUUAUUUGACCAAUCAUGCAGUUCUGGUGGUUGGCUAUGGAUUUGAGGGAAAUGAAACAGAUGGCAAUAACUACUGGCUAAUCAAGAACAGCUGGGGUGAGGAAUGGGGCAUGAAGGGCUACAUGAAGAUUGCUAAAGAUCAAAACAACCACUGUGCAAUUGCUUCAUAUGCCAGCUUCCCCAACAUAUUCUGA